ACUGUGUGCCAGGCUCAGUGCUAAGGCGCUGCUCGGGAUCCUGCUUCUGCCAUUUCUGACUGUUUCGGGUCCCUGCGACGAGAGUAAAUCAGGAGGCACAGAAACUCAGUUCAGAUGGGGGUGGGGGGGUGGGGGGGAGUGGGGGGGGGGUGCCGGGUGGGGAUGGGGUUUAGUAACGUCUUCUUUUUAAAACCGUGACAACCUCCUGGUGACUGACAGCACCAUCAUUCUCAUCGCCCACCUCCCGGGACGGCAGCUGGCCGCAGCUGAGACACUCCUAGUAUUAAAUAUUCAAACCCUCCCUCCCAGUGGCAUUGGGGCAGGGGGUUUGUUGUGGUACAAAAAGGACUGCGAGGAAUCUACCUUUCACAGACUAGGGGGUGGGGGACUUGCUCUUCUACCCUAAACCCCCUAGUGCCGAGGAAACGUACUGGCCCACAGGACCGCUUGGAGCACAGAGAGGAAGCAAGUGUGAGAAACCCGCCCUCCCGCGUUCACGUACUCCGCCGUUUCAGCUCGCCAACCACAGAGACGCCACAGCCUCUGCUGCCGGCGGAGUCCAUCCCCUGUACCCUAGCCCUGCUCAGCUGACCCGCGUCCUCCGCCUCCGGAUAGCCGAGCCUCACUCUCAGCUCCUGAGCCCGAGCUCCAGCCACUAUGGACGUCCAUGUGCCUGGGCUCCGCGCCUGGGACGACUUCUUCCCGGGCUCCGACCGCUUCGCGCGCCCCGACUUCAAGGACAUUUCCAAAUGGAACAACCGAGUGGUCAGCAACCUGCUCUACUACCAGACCAACUACAUGGUGUUGGCUGCCCUGGUGAUCUCCAUCGUGGGGUUCCUGAGUCCUUUCAACAUGAUUCUGGGGGGCACCGUGGUGGUGCUGGUGUUCACGGGCUUCGUGUGGGCCGCCCAGAAUAAGGACUUCCUCCGCCGCCUGAAGAAGCAGUACCCCACCACCUUUGUCAUGGCCGUCAUGCUGGCCAGCUACUUCCUCAUCUCCUUCUUCGGCGGCGUCAUGGUCUUCGUGUUCGGCAUCACCUUCCCUCUGCUGCUGAUGUUCAUCCAUGCUUCUUUGAGACUUCGGAAUAUCAAGAACAAACUGGAGAACAAAAUGGAAGGAAUUGGCCUGAAGAAGACCCCGAUGGGCAUCAUCCUCGAUGCUCUGGAGCAGCAGGAAGACAGCUUCAACAAGUUCGCUGAUUUUAUCAGUAAAGGCAAAGAAUAAGUGGCUGCAGCCCGACGGCCAUCUGAUCAGCGGCAGGAAUAGGUUUUCUUUUCCUUUGCUCCUGUCUAGAGUUCACUUCUUGUUUGUGUGUAUGAAAUGUGGGGGGGGGCAUCGGGAGAGCCCCCCGAGGCUCGUCUCUGUGGCAAGAUGCGGGCAGGCCAAACUCUGUCUCACUCCUGACGGGAUGGAGAGGAGAGAACCCAGUCCAAAGUCACCCACCCUCCUAAGACCUUCUUAGUCCUCUAGUCUGUCCCUGUUUAGACAAACGGAGCAAAAUCUGUGUUUCUUCAAGGGGGUAGAGUGACCCCUGAGUCUUUGUUAUAAUGAGCAUAUUUCUAAGUAUUGAUCAGUGUUAAUAUUGUCUAAUACAAUGAUGAAUAAAUACUGUUUAUAUCUUAAAGGAGUCCAAAACAGCCUUAAGAAAUCAAUAAAAACACGGAGGUACAUACAGGUGAAUAGAAAUGUCUGCUAACUAGAAUAGAUAACGUGAGACAUAGCUCUUCCCUACCCCUCCAGAUCCCAGGGUAAGCUUUUGUAUGUAAUAAAUUGCUUGUGAUUCUCUUUUAGGAUAUGAGUUCGUCUGUCUAUUGCUUUUCUCUCUGCUUUAUUCCAUGCAGUGAAAACUGGAUAAGCACUCCCCGCGCUGUUUACCGCUUUAAAGUCUGUGGUGUGGGAGUCUAGCAAACUAUGCCGUGAGAUUUCCAUCAGUUCUUUAGGUUUUUCAGCAGCAAGCUUGUGCGAGAAAACAAGCCUAAGGAUUGCCUUUCUUCAGAAGGCAGCCGUGUAACUCGUGUCAUGUUUGGCCAGGUGUAGCAACAAGUCUCGACUUCCACCGAGUACUAUUUAUGUCACUCAAAUAGCAUUUCGUUGUUUUGGUUCUAGGAAGAAUGGCAGAAAACUCCCAUCAAUAACUGGUUCUUGUUUGUUUGGUUUGGUUUUCCCCUUACCUUCUCCUUGUACCCUUUGGAACGCAGUGAAAUAAAUAUUCUGAAUAGAGAAUUCA
Messenger RNA from Monodelphis domestica (gray short-tailed opossum), 2227 nucleotides. RefSeq names its product ARF like GTPase 6 interacting protein 5 (gene ARL6IP5). Gene Ontology annotation, cellular component: membrane. Gene Ontology annotation, biological process: negative regulation of transport. The record is from RefSeq and is a predicted model, not a curated record. NCBI's taxonomy places the organism in Eukaryota, Metazoa, Chordata, Mammalia, Didelphimorphia, Didelphidae.